Molecule: messenger RNA, 4937 nt
Organism: Lemur catta (Ring-tailed lemur)
Lineage: Eukaryota; Metazoa; Chordata; Mammalia; Primates; Lemuridae
Gene: TRIM37
Product: tripartite motif containing 37
Exons: 25
Coding region: 445-3411 (988 amino acids)
Biological process (GO): negative regulation of centriole replication; protein autoubiquitination
Cellular component (GO): aggresome; peroxisome
Molecular function (GO): ubiquitin protein ligase binding; ubiquitin protein ligase activity; zinc ion binding
Source: RefSeq, a predicted model, not a curated record
AUGCGUGCCGCGCCUUCUUUCGCCGCCGCGCCUCCAGCUGCCCUGGUUACGGUUGGUGUUUGCGAAUUCUCUGCAGCGCCUUCUUCGCUUGAGACCAGCGUCGCCCAGCUCCAGGCGACGGUUCGAUACGCGCGCGCCCCUGUCACGUGGGCCAAGGCGCCCUUGCGGUUGCCGGCGGGCGGCUAAGCCGGGGAGAAGCGGCGGUCACCGCGCUCGCUCUGUCUCUGCGCUCCAGGGCGGGCGCUCCGGUAAAAAUGGCGAAAUGGGGGUAGUCGCCGCCGAACCUGAAGCGAUGGGGCGCGCAGGUGGGGCGGUUGUCGGAGCCCCCUGACGUGGGCGCCGGACUUUUCUCGGCGAUUUGACCUGGCGACCUCGGGCCGUCGCCUAAGAGGUCAGACUACAGAGUCCGCGGGUCGCCGAGGGCCCCGCUGAGAGCCGGAGGCAAUGGAUGAACAGAGCGUGGAGAGCAUUGCUGAAGUUUUUCGAUGUUUCAUUUGUAUGGAGAAAUUGCGGGAUGCACGCCUGUGUCCUCAUUGCUCCAAGCUUUGUUGUUUCAGCUGUAUUAGGCGCUGGCUGACCGAGCAGAGAGCUCAGUGUCCUCAUUGCCGUGCUCCACUCCAGCUACGAGAAUUAGUAAAUUGUCGUUGGGCAGAAGAAGUAACACAACAGCUUGAUACUCUUCAACUCUGCAGUCUCACCAAACAUGAAGAAAACGAAAAGGAUAAAUGUGAAAAUCACCAUGAAAAACUUAGUGUAUUUUGCUGGACUUGUAAGAAGUGUAUCUGCCAUCAGUGUGCACUUUGGGGAGGAAUGCAUGGUGGACAUACCUUUAAACCUUUGGCAGAAAUUUAUGAGCAGCAUGUCACUAAAGUGAAUGAAGAAGUAGCCAAACUUCGUCGGCGUCUCAUGGAACUGAUCAGCCUAGUUCAAGAAGUGGAAAGAAAUGUAGAAGCUGUAAGAAAUGCAAAAGAUGAACGUGUUCGGGAAAUUAGGAAUGCAGUGGAGAUGAUGAUUGCACGGUUAGACACACAACUGAAGAAUAAGCUUAUAACACUGAUGGGUCAGAAGACAUCUCUAACCCAAGAAACAGAACUGUUGGAAUCCUUACUUCAGGAAGUGGAGCACCAGUUGCGGUCUUGUAGUAAGAGUGAGUUGAUAUCUAAGAGCUCAGAGAUCCUCAUGAUGUUUCAGCAAGUUCAUCGAAAGCCCAUGGCAUCCUUUGUUACCACUCCUGUUCCACCAGACUUUACCAGUGAAUUAGUACCAUCUUAUGAUUCAGCUACUUUUGUUUUAGAGAAUUUCAGCACUUUGCGCCAGAGGGCAGAUCCUGUUUACAGUCCACCUCUCCAAGUUUCGGGACUUUGCUGGAGGUUAAAAGUUUACCCAGAUGGAAAUGGAGUUGUCCGUGGUUACUACUUAUCUGUGUUUCUGGAACUCUCAGCUGGCUUGCCUGAAACUUCCAAAUAUGAAUAUCGUGUAGAAAUGGUUCACCAGUCUUGCAAUGAUCCUACCAAAAAUAUCAUUCGAGAAUUUGCAUCUGACUUUGAAGUUGGAGAAUGCUGGGGCUAUAAUAGGUUUUUCCGUUUGGACUUACUUGCAAAUGAAGGAUACUUGAAUCGGCAAAAUGAUACAGUGAUUUUAAGGUUUCAGGUACGUUCACCAACUUUCUUUCAAAAAUGUCGGGACCAGCAUUGGUAUAUUUCUCAGUUGGAAACUGCACAGACUAGUUACAUCCAACAAAUAAACAACCUUAAAGAGAGACUUACUAUUGAGCUGUCUCGAACUCAGAAAUCAAGAGAUUUGUCACCACCAGAUAAUCAUCAUAGCCCCCAAAAUGAUGAUGCUUCGGAUACACGAGCUAAGAAGUCUGCAUGUUCUGACAUGCUUCUUGAGAGUGGUCCUACUGCAGCUUCUGUAAGGGAGGCCAAAGAGGAUGAAGAAGAUGAGGAGAAGAUUCAGAAUGAAGAUUAUCAUCAUGAACUGUCAGAUGGCGAUCUGGAUCUAGAUCUUGUUGGUGAAGAUGAAGUAAAUCACCUCGAUGGCAGUAGUUCCUCUGCUAGUUCCACAGCAACAAGUAACACAGAGGAAAAUGACAUCGAUGAAGAAACUAUGUCUGGAGAAAAUGAUGUGGAAUAUAACAACAUGGAAUUGGAAGAGGGAGAACUCAUGGAAGAUGCAGCUGCUGCAGGACCUCCAGGUAGUAGCCAUGCCUAUGUGGGUGCCAGUAGCAGAAUGUCAAGAAGAACACAUUUAUGCUCUGCUGCUACCAGUAGUUUAUUAGACAUUGAUCCAUUAAUUUUAAUACAUUUGUUGGACCUUAAGGACCGGAGCAGUAUGGAAAAUUUGUGGGGCUUACAGCCUCGCCCACCUGCUUCACUUUUGCAGCCUACAGCAUCAUAUUCUCGAAAAGAUAAAGACCAAAGGAAGCAGCAGGCAAUGUGGCGAGUGCCCUCUGAUUUAAAGAUGCUAAAAAGACUCAAAACUCAAAUGGCUGAAGUUCGAUGUAUGAAAACUGAUGUAAAGAAUACACUUUCAGAAAUAAAAAGCAGCAACACUGCCUCUGGAGACAUGCAGACAAACCUUUUUUCUGCUGACCAGGCAGCUCUGGCUGCAUGUGGAGCCGAAAACUCUGGCAGAGUACAGGAUUUGGGGAUGGAACUGCUGGCAAAGUCAUCAGUUGCCAGUUGUUACAUACGAAACUCCACAAAUAAGAAGAGUAAUUCACCCAAGCCAGCUCGGUCCAGUAUAGCAGGUAGUCUAUCACUUCGGAGAGCAGUGGACUCCGGGGAAAAUAAUCGUUCAAAGGGAGACUGUCAGGCUCUGUCUGAAGUUUCUGCAGGAAGCUGUCAGAUUGGGAGCAGGCACAGUUCUCGAGCCUUGAUACAUGGCAGUAUUGGUGAUAUUUUGCCAAAAACUGAAGACCGGCAUUGUAAAGUUUUGGAUUCAGAUGCUGUUGUGGUUGCAGUUUUCAGUGGCUUACCUACUGUUGAUAAAAGGAGGAAAAUGGUCACCUUGGGGGCUAAUGCUAAAGGAGGUCAUCUGGAAGGAAUGCAGAUGACUGAUUUGGAAAAUAAUUCUGAAACUGGGGAGUUACAGCCUGUAUUACCCGAAGGAGCUUCAGCUGCCCCUGAGGAAGGAAUGAGUAGCGACAGUGACAUUGAAUGUGACACUGAGAAUGAGGAGCAGGAAGAGCACACCAACGUGGGCGGAUUUAACGACUCUUUUAUGGCACAGCCCCCAGAUGAAGAUACACAUUCCAGUUUUCCUGAUGGUGAACAAAUAGGCCCUGAAGAUCUCGGCUUCAAUGCUGAUGAAAACAGUGGAAGGUGUCUAGCAGCUGAACAAGCACUGGCCCCAGGGAUAAACACUACUGAAACCAUUGCAGCUCUCCUACCCCCAGGCACUGACUGACACCCCCACCCACCCACCUCUCGCCAGGUUCCACAAGCCACAACUACUGCUUUGAUUGGACAAGAGACCAAUUUCAGGAACUUUACUGAUAAAACACUACAGACUCACAGACUCUUGGAGUCCUGUGAAAGACCUCUGGAUGUAAAGAGCUGAACUCGACUUCAUUUUAAUGUUAAAACUCCACCCCGAAAUGAACAAGGGAUGUGUGUUACAUACGCAUUAUGUCACUGUGCACACGUUUGCUCCCCCUCAUAAAUAUUCAUAAGACUCCCCACCCCUUGCUAAAUAAGUAUGUUAAAUCCUACAAGUCAUAAAAGCCAGCUUCCUCUCCCCUUUCUGCAGAAUGUGUACUUUUGGCCUUCCCAAGGUCAUGCUACCUCAGUCUGCGGAUUGUCUCUUGCUGAAAAAGUUUCUCUUUUCUCAUGAUUGUUUUGAUAACAACUUCAUCCCUUUCGAUGCAGGUGUCUUGCUCAAUUGGCUUCACUUCUGUCCUCCACAUUGUCCUUUCUUUUCUAUCUUAUCCACAAUCCUCCAGAAAGACUUGCAACCACAACUCAGCUGAUUUUCUUUCUUCCAGUUUGAAACUAAAAGGGGAAAGCCUUACUGAAAGGGAAAAACUUGAGUGGUUGGAUGCCCAGUUCUAAGAAUGAAGUCAUUGGGAGAUUUGUGGAUUCGCCAUUUAGCCCAUGGCAGGUCCUCUUCCUCUUUCCUUUUAGGAUUCUAAUGCCUCUGUCUCCCUCUCCCCCCAAGUAAAUUAGUGGUGAAAACAUGUAUAAGAGGAAAUUGAUCUCUUCUAUAUUUUCUGGGGGAAAAUGAUGUUAUGGCAGCACUUAGCAAAUUUUCUUUUUUAAAUAUUCCAAGAUUAAGAAAACUGCCUCAGGGUGUUUUUUUUCCCCCCAGUUCUGAGGGAAUCUGCCCAAAUUUAAACACUGAAUAACUUACCUUUCCUUUAAAUAAAAACACACGACUAGUGGUUUUAAGUUGUUGGGUUUUAUUAAGAUAAUUGGCAAGAUUUCAACAUACUCCUUACCUGUAUGAACGGUUUUUAUAAAAUAUGAAGGAUCACUCAUGAUUACAACUGAACUCAAAAGUGAGCUGUAAAGCAGGUUUGUAAAUUGAUAAAUUCACUUGGUAAGGAAUUAUUCACUUCAUUCGUUUCAGUCCAUAGAGAAUUCUUUGCAGAGAAAUACCAUGAACAAGAGAACAAAGCCUGUCUCACCAAAGAGCACCUAGAAUAAGAGUUUACAAUGAUGUAUCUGUGGAUUAUCUAAUACAUCAAAGUUUAUUAGAGUAUUUCCUUUUUCAAAAUCAACUGCUGUGUCAGUCUGGAGUUCCCUGUCCUAUUUCAUGUUUUAUAAUUAGUACAAUAAAUAGUCUUGGAAAUGGAAGAUAAAAUGUUGCUAGAGGAAGUAACAAUUAUUUUUGAACACAGUACCAUUUUUCUGGAAAAUAGUUGUAUUAUAAUACUGGCAGUAUCUUAUUUUGUUUUGCAAGAGACAUUUAAGCUAUUCACAGGUCAAAACGGA